GUACAAUCGGAGCAGAGAUUAGCCGUCAAUUUAGUAAACCAGUACAUGCAAUAUUUGUACCUAUUGGUGGUGGGGGGUUAGUGGCCGGUAUAGCUACCUAUAUGAAACAAGUUUCACCAAGUACAAAAAUUAUUGGAGUUGAACCAUAUGGUGCAUGUUCAAUGGCAUUGUCAUUGUCAAAUGGAGUAAGAGUAAAGUUGGAAAAUGUUGAUAAUUUUGCUGAUGGUGUUGCUGUUGGACUUGUUGGUGAAGAGCCUUUUAGAAUUUGCAAAAAUUUAAUUGAUGGAAUGGUACUUGUUGAUCGUGAUGCUAUUAGUGCUACAAUAAAGGAUGUGUAUGAUGAAGAAAAGAAUAUAUUAGAGACAUCAGGUGCACUUGCCAUAGCUGGAGCUGAAGCAUAUUGUAAAUAUUAUAAUAUUAAAAAUGAAAAUAUUGUUGCAAUUGCAAGUGGAGCAAAUAUGGAUUUCAGCAAAUUCAAAUCAAUAAUGGAUUUAGCAAAUAUUGGUGCAAAAAAAGAAGCUUUAUUAGCUACUUUUAUGCCAGAAGAACCUGGAAGCUUCAAGAGAUUCACUCAACUGGUCGGUUCUAUAAAUAUUACUGAAUUUAAAUACAGAUUUAAUUCUGAAAGAAAACGAGCUCUAGUUUUGUACAGCGUUGAUGUUCCUGAAAAAAUUGAACUCGAAGAAAUGUUGUGGAGAAUGGAAUCAUCAGAAAUGCAUACUGUUAAUCUCUCAAAUAAUAAUUUGGUUAAUGACCAUUUAAGGCAUUUGAUAGGUAGCAGAUCGCAUCCUCGUCAUGAAAUUUUAUGUCAAUUUAUUUUCCCUGAGAAGCCUGGAGCUUUAAGAAAAUUCGUAGAUGCUUUUAGCCCUCGUUGGAAUAUAACUUUAUUUCAUUAUCGUGAUCAGGGAGAGGUAGAUGCAAGUGUGUUGGUUGGAUUUCAAGUCCAAAAAUGGGAAAUGGGAGAAUUUCAAUAUCAUGUUAACAAUCUUGGUUAUCCAUAUGAAAUUGAGAUUCACAAUGAGGCUUACAAACUUAUAAUGGAUUGAUCCAAAAAAAAAAAAUGGUUCUAAGUUGCAAAUCCAACUUUUUGCUGAAAAUAUAAUUGUGCUGGACGGACCAGCUUGUUGUAAGUUAAUUUCAUCUUGUAUGAAUAGUAGUGCAUGUGUCUUAUGCAAUGGCCUUUCAAUUUCAUUA
This is a messenger RNA of Capsicum annuum, 1194 nucleotides long. Its product is annotated as threonine dehydratase. NCBI's taxonomy places the organism in Eukaryota, Viridiplantae, Streptophyta, Magnoliopsida, Solanales, Solanaceae. Gene Ontology annotation, biological process: L-threonine catabolic process. The record is from RefSeq and is a predicted model, not a curated record. Gene Ontology annotation, molecular function: threonine deaminase activity.